Molecule: messenger RNA, 556 nt
Organism: Rhipicephalus sanguineus (brown dog tick)
Lineage: Eukaryota; Metazoa; Arthropoda; Arachnida; Ixodida; Ixodidae
Exons: 3
Coding region: 107-556 (149 amino acids)
Source: RefSeq, a predicted model, not a curated record
UACCGCAGGUGGUCAAGUACGUGUUGCGAGUGUUGCGGCGUGGUCCGCACGUGGUCAGUGUGUUGCGAGUGUUAGUGUGUUGCGGCGUGGUACCAGUACCACCUCCAUGUCGUCGACGCCAUCAUCUCACGAUUCGGGCAGUGGGUCACCGAGCAGCAGAAGCAGCGACAACGUCGUAUACGCUGCGCAUUUUGAUUUCGACCCCAUCGCCACCAGCUCAAGCGACGAGGAAAGCGUGGAAGACGGGGCGAACCCACAUGACAACGACCUCGGCGUUGUGGCAAACGUUGCUGAUGGCCUUCCGCACUGGUGUUCCUGCGGCCAGUGCAGGCAUAUGGAGUCGGCCACAGAAAAUAUCUGCUGCCAAACCAUCGCAAAAAUCAAGGUCAAAAUAGAGGACAGAGACAGCUGCAUAACAAAUCACCCCACAUUUGUGGGGGGGAUUAUGAACAUCCACGCCAUUGAGGUGAACUACCUGAAUAUGAUGGCCUUAAAUCAGGAACAAAUCCAAGCUGUUGACAUACACAGAGAUGAGAAGCUCAUUGCCAUGAACUAG